Messenger RNA from Periophthalmus magnuspinnatus, 786 nucleotides. Its product is annotated as paired mesoderm homeobox protein 2. Gene Ontology annotation, molecular function: RNA polymerase II transcription regulatory region sequence-specific DNA binding; DNA-binding transcription factor activity, RNA polymerase II-specific. The record is from RefSeq and is a predicted model, not a curated record. Gene Ontology annotation, biological process: regulation of transcription by RNA polymerase II. Bases 1 to 786 code for a protein of 261 amino acids. Lineage: Eukaryota; Metazoa; Chordata; Actinopteri; Gobiiformes; Gobiidae. The transcript has 3 exons.
AUGCUCCUAAGUGGACUGCACCUCAGCAUGUUUACCCCGGGGCAGCUGGUGUCUACUCUUCUGCCUGCGGUCCUUCAUUCUCCCACAGCUCACUUCUUCCCUGCGUUUCCGACCAGACUGAGCGCCCAACCUCCCAUCCUGAUCCCUGGACCUUUUCUCAGCUAUGAGUCUUUGAGGAGUUAUCUCCAGCCCGAGCCCUGUAAGGAGGCGCUGCUGCUGGCCACACAGACUGUGGGGCUGGGCCAGUUCUCCGAGAGCAUAGAUGAACAGCGGCCAGUGAAGCAGCGGCGCGCCCGGGCCAACUACAGCAGCUGGCAGCUGGAGGAGCUGGAGAAGGCCUUCGAGAGCACGCACUACCCAGAUAUCUUCAUGAGGGAGGCCCUGGCCCUGAGGCUGGACCUCAUCGAGGUUAGAGUACAGGUUUGGUUUCAAAACCGUCGAGCUAAAAUGAGGCGUCAGAUGAAACUAAAGGGGCAGAUGUCAGGUCCUUUUGUCCUCACAAACAGAGACAGUGAUGCAGCUCUGGACAGAGGGGCUGUAGGACACACAGAGGGGUGUAAGCCAGGACAGGACAGAACAUGUCCAUGGACCAAAGCCUCUGGAGCUUUGAGUCUCCACACUGUCCCGGGACAGAGGGCAGAAGGGCCCAGCUCAGAGCAACGCCGCUGCUGCAGCAUCGCCAGACUGAGGGCCAAAGCCCGAGAGCACGAGGCUGAGCUCCACAGCUCUGUGACAGCAGACAAACUGUCCACAGCACAGGACACCCAGACCAAGGACACACUCUGA